Molecule: messenger RNA, 2956 nt
Organism: Aricia agestis (brown argus)
Lineage: Eukaryota; Metazoa; Arthropoda; Insecta; Lepidoptera; Lycaenidae
Gene: Cyce
Product: G1/S-specific cyclin-E
Exons: 9
Coding region: 283-1755 (490 amino acids)
Biological process (GO): regulation of cyclin-dependent protein serine/threonine kinase activity; G1/S transition of mitotic cell cycle
Cellular component (GO): centrosome; cyclin E1-CDK2 complex; cytoplasm
Molecular function (GO): cyclin-dependent protein serine/threonine kinase regulator activity
Source: RefSeq, a predicted model, not a curated record
UUUUACCGCGACAUUUUCGCGCGGAAAGCCGGGCGUUAUCCAGCCGUGGAAAAUUGAAAAGUGCUAUGUACUCUUAUUGAAUUACCAUUUGUGUAACACAAUAACUGUCCUUUAGAUAUUUAAGUUGAUUUAAGUGCAUAAUUAGACUAAAAUAUAGUGUAUUUGUGAUCAUUUUCUGAACAUCAUAUCUGGUGUAGAAGAUUUUUUUUUGUAUGAAAUUUUUGGAUUAUUUGUGAAUGACCAGAUAGUGGGAGGGGAGUCAGCUGAUUUUCCACCCUCAUUAUGGCGCAGGCAGGAUCCUCCUCUGAGUCUUCAGAAAAGCGAUGCAGCUUGAAGAGGAAGAGGAAUUCAACAGAUGAUGAGGUGGAAAAUAUGCCUCCUCUGAAAAUUUCUGCACAACUCGAAGAAGAGUUGUGCGACCAGCCGGCACAUAAUGUUGUGGUGGAGUCGUCCUCCUGCUCGAGUGAUGACGAAGGUGGAGAUCCACCGAGAAUUGCAUUCACUGACCUAGAUUAUAAUGCGGAUAGUUUACUAAGCCCACCGAGUAUACCUGAACUACCAAACUGUGUGCUGAGCCCCUUGGAGAAUGUGGCCAGAGGUGACUGCACUCCACACUCAAAUAAGAGGCUAAACACAAAUAAACCCUUGUGCCCUUCGCCACCAAAGAGGAAGUGUCCUCUGCCAGGACUGUCCUGGGCGGACCCAGUGGAUGUGUGGAGGAGCAUGUGCGAGUGUGACGCCAGGUCCAGCAUGAGAAGGAACCCCAACAUGCUGGACAACCAUCCCAAUCUCCAGAGCAGGAUGAGAGCUAUCCUCCUUGACUGGCUGAAUGAGGUGUGCGAAGUGUACAAGCUGCACCGGGAGACGUUCCACCUCACGGUGGACUACGUGGACCGCUACCUCGCCAACACCGCCGACGUCGAGAAGGGCCGCCUGCAGCUGAUAGGAAUAACAUGCCUCUUCAUAGCCGCCAAAGUUGAAGAGGUUUACCCACCGAAAAUUGGCGAGUUCGCCUACGUCACCGACGGAGCCUGUACCACCGAGGAAAUACUACUAGAGGAGCUGCUAAUACUGAAGAUACUAUCGUGGAACAUCACACCAAUAACCAUCAACAGCUGGUUAAAUAUCUACAUGCAGUUAGCGAGCGAAGGCAGGUCGGCCAAGCGGAGAUUGUUAGGGGAGAGUGAUAUAGGAGCGAACGCUCUACGGGGUUACACUUUUGUGUUCCCCCAGUAUUCGUCCCUGGAAUUUGUGAUGUGUGGCCAGCUGGUGGACUUGGCGGUUCUGCAUGUGGACGUCAACCAGUUUUCAUACAGUACGGUGGCUGCUGCGGCCAUAGCACAUACGUUUGGCAAGGAGCUGGCUCUGAGGGUGUCAGGCUACAGCUGGGAGAGCAUAUCCCCAUGCUACCGAUGGCUGAGUGCGGGGGCGCGCGCGGUGCGGGGUGGCGCCGCGCGGGCGGUGCGGGGGGCGGACGGCGAGCACGUGCAGCGAGCCGGCGGCCUCCGCCUACUGUGCCCCCAGCUGAAUGCAGACGAGAGCCAUCGGGUGCAGCAGCAUAACGUCACGCUUGAUAUGUUUGAAAAAAUGCAAGAAUACCUAGAAUCUGCUACGGGGUUAACGGAAAGUGAGGAGGAGGCCCCGUGCAGCGAGACCGUGGUGUAUCCGCCUACGCCGCCGCACUCAGACCAGAAGAGCCCUCGUACACCUCACGCCACACCCAGCACACGGCAGACGAGCGUGCGGCUCGAUUGACUCCUGGACUAUAGUGCUCAAUCACUGACUCCUGCACUAUAAUAGUGCUCGACCACUGAUUAACGGACUAUAUUGCUCGACUUCUGACUCCCAGACUAUAGUGCUCGACCUCUGACUCCCAGACUAUAGUGUUCGACUCCUGACUUCCCGUCUUUUUUUUCGAUCACUGACUAUAGUGCUUGGACCAAUUACUGUAAAGCUCAAUGAAUUGGUGGAUUACGUCUGUGUACAGUGUGGGAAGAGUUGGAAUGAGUAUUGGUUGAGGCUAAACUACUAGAAAGUGCCAAGCCCACUCGCAAUUAAAAUUAAAAACCACCUUACAAGCACCACCACCACCAUAAUUUUAUGCCCAAAGGCAUGAAAAGUUGAUAUUCAUUACACAGUUGUUGAUUUAUAGAUUUGAUCAAUCAAGAACUGUAGGAUGUUAAAUUAUUAUUAGCUACAUGUGUAUUGUAGCAGCAUACAUAGCUGUAUCUGAUUAAAAUCUGUUUUGUACCAUGAGACAAAUUGUUUCAUAUAAGUAGAUGGCGGACCUAUGUCGGGUCGGAAUAUGACAAGUUCAUUAUGUUAGCUGAGAGUCGACUUGACACAAUCGACCGAAUUACGUUGGUCCGCCACCUGCCUAUGAAUCAAUUAUCUGAUAGUACAAGUUGCACUCACUUGACCCAUGUAUAAUAUAAUAGGCUUACGAUAGUUUAUCUUACAUCAAUAAAACAUCCGCCGUUGCUAUUAUAACAUUCAAGCAACAUAUUUAGAUAAAAUGUGAUAAUAUUGAAGUAAUUAUUACUAUCAUUUCACCAUAGACUGACCGACUAACUCAAGUCUACUAACGACGAAUCGUCAUUAUUUUUUAAUAUUAUGUUCCAUGGCAGAUAUCGGAUCUACUUUAUGUGGUGUGGUUAUGUUAAGUCAAUGACCGUCGUGAUUUGUCGACUGGACUUGACAUGACUCGACGAAAUGGUCCGCCAUCAGCCUAUAAAUCCAUUUCUCUGGUGGUACCUUCCAUUUAUAUCUCAAUUACUUGGCCAUUGUAUUUAUCACGAAAAAGUGAUUUAACAAAAUCUGCUUAUGGUUGCAAUGCAUGUUUGCCACAAUAUGCUACAAAUUUAUUUUCACACUACCGCGGUUUGUUAAUAGAAUUACUAAAAAUCAUAUCGUAGAAAUUAGUUGUUUUUACUAACCAAACCUUACAAUAGUGUAU